This is a messenger RNA of Aspergillus fischeri NRRL 181, 3276 nucleotides long. Its product is annotated as putative protein kinase. The transcript is spliced from 3 exons. Gene Ontology annotation, molecular function: cyclin-dependent protein serine/threonine kinase activity; RNA polymerase II CTD heptapeptide repeat kinase activity; cyclin binding. Gene Ontology annotation, biological process: protein phosphorylation; transcription elongation by RNA polymerase II; positive regulation of transcription elongation by RNA polymerase II. The record is from RefSeq and is a predicted model, not a curated record. Lineage: Eukaryota; Fungi; Ascomycota; Eurotiomycetes; Eurotiales; Aspergillaceae. Gene Ontology annotation, cellular component: cyclin/CDK positive transcription elongation factor complex; nucleus. Bases 1 to 3276 code for a protein of 1091 amino acids.
AUGGCUGGGUCCCGUAACAGUCCGCUGUUGAGAGACCAGUGGAGCGCCCCAUUUGAGACCAGAGAUCAGAGGGACAGAGGAAGGCAGAGGCCUCGAGGGUCGAACCGUGAUAGAGGGAGGGACAGAUUCCGCGACAGGGAGCGUCGUCGCCGGUCCAAAGGGAACGGGCCUAUUCCCCCGUUACGGUCGCCGCCACCUUCGCGUGCUCAUCCCCAAUCAGAGCUUGGAGGACCUCAUUCAUAUCGUGAAUUCUCUCCCAAUAACAACUCUCCGCGUGGUUCAUCCGGUCUGCCGUACUCUGAGCCCAGACAACGCCAGAAUCAAGAUCAUCACCAAUUUGUCGAGCCUCAGCCUUUGGAAGGCGAGAGACCGACCGGAAGAGAUUAUCGAAGGGACAACUCUCCAUCUGCACCUCCUCCAUUCAAGCGAAAGAGAACGCAGAGUCCGUCGCCAGUGAGAUCCAACUCACCUCAACAAGACCCUAGCCAUCACCAUCCAGCCUCGGAGCAGUUUGACGAAUUCGAUCGGGGCUACCCUCAUAAAAAACGUGGGCGAUUUCCGGGGCGUGGCAGGGCGCGUCGAAGGUCUCCUAGAAGAGGAAGAGACCGGCGUAGGAAGGAAUCGGAUCGCUUCAAGGGCUUCAAGUCCCCUCCACGUGGUCCCAGGUCACCGAGGAACCGCCGUGAGCGAUUUAACAGCCCGGACCCUGCAGACGACAUCGACCAAGAGUAUCGUCAUCGAUCGCCUUCUCGCCAUUCCAUUAACUCAGCUGGUUCGAGAUUUUCUGCGACCUCGCGUCGCAGCUCCAGGAUUGACGCAACAAUGAAUCCUAGGCCAAUCCAGUCUGCGAUGAACAGUUCCUUCAGAUCUCCAUCGCCCCCUCGACCAGUUCCCAGCUUCGAUGCUGAAAUUACCGGCGUCCCUGCAGACGGAGAUCCCAAUGCGCGUGAAACGUUCCCUUUCCAUGGAGAGCGGGCAUUGAAUGCCAAUAAUAACCAGCGCUCUCACGCCUCACGACCACAGGCGGAUACGAGUCAAUACUCCACCUCACCAAAGUACGGCCCAUCAAGUAAUUCCUAUCAGGGAUCCCCUCAAUCUACGUCACCUCACCCUGGAGGACGUGGGGGUCUGACUGGGCAAUCUCCUUAUCAGAGGCCGCAAGGGUCUUCACAUUCAUCUCCAUAUCGUCAAAACAAUUAUCCUUCACAGGGCGGCUCGCAAGACCAGUACAAUCAGGGUCAAGCUCCGCCGACUGGUCCAGCCAAUCACCCUCAAUCGUAUUCGGGUCCUUCCUACCGUGGUGGGCAUUCAGGUUACCGUGGAAACUUCCAAAAUCAUGGCCGCGACCGGCGAUUUUCUGGCUCUGGUCACUCAUCCUACAAUACUGGGCCGUCCGGGCGAGGCCGUUUUAACAGUUUCCAGUGGAGUGCUCGCGGCGGCGGCGGCUCUCUCAGCCCUCAUACCACUCAUGCGGAACCCUCACAAAGUCCUGCGCCUCUCCCGGCAAGAGAGCAGAGCUUCACAGGGGAGGGAGACAGAGACCAAGCUUUCGGGUCUCCGAACAGAGAUCUACAAGGCGUGGAUCAAGGGUCAAAACCAUGUUCCGAGGAUGGGGAUUUUCAGAAGAUGUCUCGACCUACACAACCGUCCGACACCAACGCCACGCCGAAUAAAGGCGGCAAGUUUAGCUUCGCCUUCAAAGCUAAAACCACUCCUGCCCCUGCCCCCAAGCCAGUUCCAGAUCUGGCACAGAGGAUGCAGGCUCGAGAACCUCCACCUCGUGUUGCUGAGCCUCCUCGUAGCAGAGUGCCUCUUGGCCCACCGCCGCGAUUCAAACCUGAACCACGCUUUGACCGCCGCGAUCGAGACAGAGACCGGGAUCGGCACCGAAAUCGUGACCGGGACAGAGGGAGACGCGACCGGAGAGAUUUUCGACGAGAGCCGCGUGAUUUCCGUGAGCCUAGAGAUAUUCGCGACAACCGAAAAGAAGAUCGCCGCUUUGACCAGCGACACGAAGGCAGGAAAGAUGAUCGUCGGCAGGACCCUCGUCCACCUCGCGGUCCUCGGGAACGUUCUCCGGGCGUGAAGCAACCCCGAGUAUUAACCCGGCCAAAGCCUCGGCCUACUCUCCCAGAAGAGUACGCAAAGUCCGAUUCCGUUUAUUACCGAAAGCCAGGGAACGAGUCCGUCAUUGGUGCUGGCACCUACGGAAAAGUCUUUAAAGCAAUACACGUCUAUACCCAAAGGAAGGUGGCUCUCAAAAAGAUACGUAUGGAAGGCGAGAAAGACGGGUUCCCUGUUACGGCUGUCCGAGAAAUCAAGCUCCUGCAGCACCUUCGCAACCAUAAUGUGGUCAGUUUACUCGAAGUUAUGGUCGAGAGGAAUGAGUGUUUUAUGGUCUUCGAAUACCUUUCGCACGAUCUCACAGGUCUCAUUAAUCACCCGACCUUCACCCUCACCGCUGCUCACAAGAAGGAUCUCGCCAAGCAAAUGUUUGACGGCUUGAACUACCUCCACCACCGGGGCGUUCUGCACCGCGACAUCAAGGCAGCAAAUAUCCUCAUCAGCAAUAGGGGCUUGUUGAAGUUCGCAGAUUUCGGAUUGGCGCGGUUUUUCUCUAAGAGCCGCCAACUGGAUUACACCAACCGUGUGAUCACGAUCUGGUAUCGGCCACCGGAGCUUCUUCUCGGAGAGACCAGAUAUGGUCCUGCCGUGGACGUUUGGAGCGCGGGCUGUGUGUUUGUCGAAUUGUUUACAAAGAAGGCUGUCUUUCCCGGAGAAGGGGGCGAAAUCAGUCAGCUUGAAAAGCUCUAUGCCUCUCUUGGAACGCCUACGCGAGCUGAAUGGCCUGACCUCGUGGAGAUGCCCUGGUUUGAGCUCAUGCGGCCGACGGAGCGCAAGAAGCGAGUCUUUGAAGACGUAUACCGCGAAGUACUAUCACCAGCGGCUUUGGACCUAGUUUCUCAGAUCUUCCGAUACGAUCCUACAAAGCGACCCUCAGCUGAGGAAGUACUGACGCACUCCUAUUUUGUGUCAGAGGAGCCAGCUCCGCAACAAGCUAUCGAGUUGGAAAAUAUCGAGGGCGACUGGCAUGAAUUUGAGUCCAAAGCACUGCGCAAGGAGAAGGACAAGGAAGCUCGUCGCGCAGAGUAUCAAAAAGAUAAAGAGAAAAGGAAAGCCGCUUUGUCGGCUCCGCAAAGCGAAAGGGAGACGAAGCGCGUCAGGCAAGACGUGGAGGAGAACCCACAGCCCUCGGCCCAGCCUACUGAACAGUAG